GAGGCGGCGACGGAUCAGCUCGAAGCGAAACCUAUUUAUAAAAACCCCGACUCUUUCGCUUCGCUUGGCAUCGAAAUCGAAACCCCUCGCACUUCUACAUCGAGAGAUUCUCUUACUUCUUGUUGCAGAAACUCGAAGGUCACUUUCAAUGGCGACGAUCGACGAGAGCCCAUCUGCUAAGAGGUGGCUUCCUCUUGAAGCUAACCCCGAUGUCAUGAACCAGUUCUUGUGGGGCCUUGGUCUUCCAGAGGAUGAGGUUGAGUGCUUUGAUGUCUUCGGGUUAGAUGACGAACUCUUGGAGAUGGUCCCGAAGCCUGUACUCGCUGUUUUGUUCCUCUAUCCCAUCACUGGGCAGUCUGAAGAAGAGAGAAUACAGCAAGAAAGUUUGAAGAAGGAGUCUGGCAGUAAAGUUUAUUUCAUGAAACAAACUGUGGGCAAUGCUUGUGGAACAAUUGGACUUCUGCAUGCUGUUGGGAAUCUCGCUUCAGAGAUUAAGCUUUUGGAGGGAUCCUAUUUUGAUAAGUUCUUCAAGUCCACCGCAAAUAUGGAUCCUUAUCAGCGGGCUGCGUUUCUGGAGAAUGAUAAAGAUAUGGAAGUUGCUCACUCAGUAGCUGCUAUAGCAGGUGAUACACAGGCGUCAGACAAUGUUGAUACACAUUUUAUCUGCUUUACAUGUGUGGCUGGUGAACUGUAUGAGCUGGAUGGAAGAAAGUCCAGUCCUAUAUCACAUGGUCCAUCCUCACCAAGCAGCUUAUUGCAGGAUGCAGCUAAAGUUAUCCAAGAAAUGAUCCAGAAAAAUCCAGAUUCACUCAACUUCAACGUCAUAGCCCUUUCCAAGAAGGUUUGAGGCAUAUAAUGUCUAUAAUGGAGCUCUUUAAAGUUACCCUCACCAGUGACAUACCGGUGGUCACUUUCCCAGAAGGAUGUCAGUCCUUUAGUAUCAUGUUAAGCAUCCAUAAGAAUAACUUGCUACGCACUAGCUGGACUGUAAUUUGUCACGUGUGGGCUCAGUGAGUUAUCCAUCCUGAACAACCAUCGGCUGAGGAACGAAUCUUUGGGUUUAGAUGGUACUGCUGUGUCCAAAAGUGGUGAAAUGGAUGUUAUGCGGCUGAAACUUGUAUGUUUAUUGCUUUGCACAGGAGUCAGCUUCCUUUUGAUGCUUCAUCAUGGCUUGAUGAGUUCAUUACAUUUUAUGUGGAAGGUAUGCGUCAUGAACUUUUCUCAUUCGAACAACAUCGUUACUUUACAUGAUGUACAAAAUGAUUUGCUUA
Molecule: messenger RNA, 1271 nt
Organism: Rhodamnia argentea
Lineage: Eukaryota; Viridiplantae; Streptophyta; Magnoliopsida; Myrtales; Myrtaceae
Product: ubiquitin carboxyl-terminal hydrolase 3
Exons: 9
Coding region: 149-847 (232 amino acids)
Biological process (GO): ubiquitin-dependent protein catabolic process; protein deubiquitination
Cellular component (GO): cytoplasm
Molecular function (GO): cysteine-type deubiquitinase activity
Source: RefSeq, a predicted model, not a curated record